Thermothelomyces thermophilus ATCC 42464 is the source of this 4973-nucleotide messenger RNA. RefSeq lists its product as uncharacterized. The transcript has a single exon. The record is from RefSeq and is a predicted model, not a curated record. The coding region runs from base 353 to 4864 and encodes 1503 amino acids. NCBI's taxonomy places the organism in Eukaryota, Fungi, Ascomycota, Sordariomycetes, Sordariales, Chaetomiaceae.
CUUCCUCAAUUGGCGCCAGUUCGGGAGGGCAGGAUACAUGGUUCCCUAGGCGGCCUGCGAAGCCCCUUGUGCUUCCAGAAUCGGUUCCAUCAGGGCGGAUUGCCUCAAUAAUCAAAAGCCGACCCCUCCACCCCACAACAGAGAGGCCGGGACCAUGUCCCUCGAGUGGUCAACAAGUGGAGCAAGCCCACGCUCUUACACAGUAGACUCACACCACUACGGAUACGACUCGAGCAUCGGUGACGCGGAGACCGAGGGACGGAGAGACAAGAGAGAGAUGGCUUGGUGGGAUUCUCACCACCCUCACCACCGUCUCCUCGACGGUUCGCCGCGCUCCAAGACUCGCCUGGCCAUGGGCGACGCCUUUCCCCGGCUCGAGCCUGCACACGCGGACCGACACAUGGACAUGGAGCGCGAGAGGGCGUUGCUGUCUCCCGUCUUCGAGGAGCAGUCGGGGCCACCCACGGCGCCGGCGCCAGCCCUGGUGGUGCACGUCGACAUCCGCUUCACCGACCCCGUCAUCCGGUCCAGAUACUGCCGUAACUAUGGCAGCUCGCCCGGGUUCCAGGCCACCAACAAGAUAUGCCGAGGCCUCGUGCGCCGCAUCGAGCGCUGCUCCGAGGAGCUCAUAACCCGCAAGGACUCGGGCGCUCUCGACCUGUUCAAGGGGGACACGUAUGAGCGCAAACCCCAGCGGUUCGAGAUGACCUUCCGCGUCGUCAGGAGAGGGAAGGGCGAGUGGGCCGAGAGAACCUACCGCUCGUACCAGAAACAGCCCCUGACCGUUGCGCACACCAGGGAGGUUACCCUGGCGGUCCAUCGGAUGAUUGGGCUCUUUCUGCGUCGCCACGACAAAGACUUCCGAUGGCUUGACUCCCCGGUACCCGAGGCGGACUCGGACCAGAGCGAAUCCGCGUCCUCCUCAUUCGGGGACGGGUCGCUUUCGCUUCUGUCCGUUCCCGCCUCUCGCUUCAUCGAAGCCACCCAGACCUUCGAGUCCUUGCCGGGGUAUAGCAUCGACCUCUGCUUUCGGAGUAGGAACCCGCAACGGCAGGUCCCGACCUUCGAGAGAAGGACUAAGGUCACGAGCACGCAGACCACGCCGUUGACUCUCCUCAUGAGCGAGGAUCUGCUCUGGAGAGUCCUGCAGUUCGCCAACCAGGGCUUGGACGCGAAGAGACGAGAGCUGGACGAUUAUCUGCAAGGCUGCAGACUGCCAGAUCACGAUCACGCUCACCCGGAGGACGAGACGGUCGAGCUCAGUAUCAGGGUGGUCAACCGCCUCGGGCCGGCGCACGAUCCUGUACAGAAAAGCAUCAGGGGCAAGUUUGCGCUGUUCCGGCACCCAGAGGCCAGAGACUGCGAGACCUUCUUCUGCGAACUCGAGAGGCAUCUCUCGCGCGUCAGGGACGAGGCCGAUGCAACGCUGAACGGCUUGAACGACUUUGAACUGCGCAUCGUCGAACUCAAAGGUGUCGGCUGGACGCUCCGGGAGCCGGCCAAGUUCACCGUCGGCCCAGAAGCGUCCUACGGCCGCCGCACGAUCCGAGCAGCACUGGACCGCAUCCAGACCGGAGUCGGCGACGUCAUCCGCGGGCACAACAUAGCCAUCCACAUCGCCGCCCACAAGCGGGGACACCUCGUCUUGGACAAGGCCAUCGUCGCGCACGAAAAGCGCGGAAGACCAAAGGAGACGUUUGCUUCGCACGAGGACGCACAAGAGGCCUUCGUUACCAGGCUAAGAGCCCGAAUCCAGAAGGACAUCGACAAGGUGUUCGAGGACUCGUGCUCCAUUGACGACAUCCCCGAGGAUGAGGACGAUUACUUCUCUGCUCGACCCAUCACGCCGCAGCAGCCCGAGUCGGCCGUCUUUGACGGGCCGUCGCCGAGAUGCUCACCCUCGUCCGUACGGUCCUCGCCGGCGAAGCGGCCCGCGCUCGCCAACUUGCAAGUUUCACCGAGGCCGCGCGCCCAACGAGUAUUCUCCCUCUCUCGACGGUCCACGGAAUCCGUGAGGUCCAUCGAUUACCUCACGACGGCACGCGAUGGAUCCGUGCACGGCAGUAGCCGGCCCAGUUCCGUCGCCAGCGAACACGUACCUCCGCCGCAUGAGCCAGGGCAGCCGGAGUCGCCCUUGCCCGACACCCGAGGGCUAUUGCUCGCCGCUGCGGAAAUCAAACCCACCCGGGCCUUCUCUUUGGUGUCGCGGAGAUCAUCCGUGGGGACCCGAGUCAGUAGCGCCUCGACUCUCGCCGAAGACCACCAGACCGUUGGCGCCAAGGGUUCUGGUCACCAAACCGUUACGGAGACGACCCUGGAACAGCAGCUUCCCGAGCAGCUUCCCGACAGGGGCCAAGCCGUCGAGUCCAUGACGUCGAGCGACGACGGGCCGAGCCUCGGGCCUAGUCCGUUAGGGAUCUCCUUUGGAGAAGCCACACCAGUUGCCAGCUCAGCUACCGCACCCGCGGAUCAGCAAGCCGACGCACGAUCAACGGAAAGCAAGCAUGCACCGCCGGUUUCCAGCCCGGGGACUUUCGUCGAUGCUCAGGAGAAUGUCGGCAGUUCGAUGCCCGGGAAAGACAUCAAGUCUAACCUCGCGGGUGCUCCGACUGGGCUCCCAAGAUCGAGAGUCGACGACGACUUCUCAACUGCUCCAUCGACCCCUGAGCUGAGCACGGGUUCAUCGUCACCGAGGCAGAGUCUCCCGAUAACGCCGGGCGACAAAGAUGCCGUCCUUCGACACGUAUACCCGGAGUCUGAGCCCGAGGGUGGUGUGGUCCAGCUGCAUCCAGAGACUGUCCCCGAACCGGACUGCAAAGAAGACGGGAAUCGCCCUGCGGAGGACGAGUCCCCCGAUUGCCAACAAGCCUCGCCACAGUUAGCCGCAGGCCAGAGCCUGACAGCCGAAGAACCCGGACAUGCUCCCGGUGAUGCAAGCACGCAACGCAUGCCAGGAGAUCCCGCCUCGGAUUUGUCGCGCCAAACACCACCAGACGCCGUCUGCCAACAAGGACACACAUCACGCCCUUCCACCCCUUCCCCUGAGCACAAACUCGCAGGCUCCCCAGAAAAACCUGAGGGCCAAUCCGAGGUUCAAACCACGCACCUCGGGGCCGAGCUCGCCGCGGGGCCUGACGGUCGUUCACCCCUCGCGUCGUGCUUCCCCACCGCCGAGUCCGAAGUCCAGACAUCGGACCCGGGUCAGGAGCCGGCCCACGCCUCCUCGGAGUUGCCUAUCUCUAGUAGCCAGGGCGAACCUGUGCAAGGCAGACUCGAGUCGCCGCUCGCGCCCGAGGAACCUGAUGCCCACAGGAGCGAACCAGCGGCCGAGGACAAGGCGAUGGGAAAUGGUCCGGACGACGUCACCGGGGCGUUAGUCGCAGGUGAAUCGAAAGCGGCAGGCGGUCCCGAACCGGCGGCGGUUCUGGUCGUUGCCGAGGUCGCGACGGGGAUGGCUCAUCCAGGAACCGAGAGCUUCCUUGAGCCCGGCCAAGUGGAUGCGAAUGGGGAACAGGUACCGAAGGUCGUCGACGCCUGGACCGAGGUGGACGGUAUAGGAUUGGCCCCCGGCAAUGAGGUUGCUGGCGGACCCGAACCUUCUGCGACGGUGCAGCAGCAGCAGCAACAGCAGCAGCAAGCGGAGGAGGAGGAGCCCGCUGCCGAAGAGAACGCUUGUCGAGGUAUCGAUUCUGCCGAAAAGUCUGACCAUCUCGGCGAUGAUGCAAGUACCGAGGCCCCGGCACCCGAAAUUGUUAGCGACGGUGACCCGAGGGAGACCACCGGUGCCGAGACUGAUGCCGCUCCUGACGUCAACGAGGCCAGUACCGGCGACAAGCUUGACGCACCGACGCAGAAUCUUGUCAUUGGCGUCCCGGAUUUUGAGGGAAAGGCUACGGAACCCGAAGCUGUCAGCCAUGUCAGGAUGGAUGGCGUCGGCGUACAGGAUCCUAGUGGACUCAAAUCCGAGAUCGACGUCGAUGCCGAGGAUGAGGCGAGCGGUGGGCUUCGGGGCAAGGCGUUCGGGCCCGAGAUCAGGGUUAACGGGAUCAGCGGAGCCCUCGGAGAUCAUGCUGCCGAGCUUGACACUACGGAUGUGUGCACCGAGCCGGGGGCCCCGGGGACAAACCCCCGUGACAAAUGUGCCGCAGUAGCAACCUGCGCCAACGAGCUCUCGCCGUCCGGACCAGAUACAUCGGGUUCGUCAGCUGAAACCGGCAAAGCGGCCGACGCGGGCUCUUCUGCUGAGACCUCCAGUCUUGCAGAGCCUGCGACGGUCGAAAGGCCGACUCCGGAAGCAGCGCCGCCCUCACCAGCGCCACAAGCCACGAAGGAUCAGCCCGAUUUAUUAGCCCCGAGCCCCGACGUCUCCACACUCUGCAACCUCUCUCCCGUGCCGACCCGCUCCAGCAUCUCCUCCGACGCCGCCUCCUUCUUCGCCAACAGCAGCACCAUACCCGCCUUCCGCAACUCAGUCGACACCAUCCGCCCAUCCACGGACGAGCCCAGGCAGCGCCCCGCCGGUGCCGAGCAGCUCUUGUCGCACGCCGACGGCAGCGACAGCCGGCCCCAGACAGCGGGCUACCUCGGCGUCGGCCUCCGACGCGGGUCCCGUUUCGUCGAGGUCGGGCUGCGUGGCGCGCUGGGAGAUGUCGAGGCUCGGCGGCGAAUGAGUCUGCCGCUGCAGCGGUGUCUCUCGCCGGACGGCGAGGCUCGGGAGAAGUCGCGUCCGAGUGCGCCCGCUUCUGAGGCGGGUGCUGGCGACGGCGGCCGCAGCGGCGACGGGCAGUCGGUGCUGCCUCGAAUGAUAUUGCUGCUUGCGGGAGCUGUGGCGGUCGGGAAGAUCGUGAAGAAGGCUGCCGAGUGAAAGAAGUUGGUCGUGCCUUGGGUUCAUGUUCAUGGAACAUAAGUGUCAGAACUCCCCUCUGUCAUCCCCCCCCCCCUUUCCGGGUCUUUCAGUUUCUCCGGUUUCUUUU